UUUCUCACACUACAGCCACUUCUAUAGCUUCAUUUAAGAAUGGCACUUUCUCCUAUUCGUUCUUCUACUUUCUCUUCAUCAUCAGCUAAUAUUGUUACAUUAGCUGUGUUACUUCUUCUUACAAGGACCUCUUCAGCUACCCUCUCAAAGAACUUCUAUUCUAAGACAUGUCCAAACGUUUUCAACACGGUAAAAUCUGUAGUAAAAUCUGCUGUGGCCAAAGAACCUCGCAUUGGAGCUUCUAUUGUUCGCCUCUUCUUCCAUGACUGCUUUGUUCAAGGUUGUGAUGGAUCAAUACUACUUGAUGACACUCCAACCUUCCAGGGGGAGAAGACUGCAGCUGCUAACAACAAUUCAGUGAGAGGUUAUGAAUUAAUCGAUGAUAUCAAGUCUAAGGUCGAGAAAAUAUGCCCCGGUGUGGUCUCAUGUGCUGAUAUCUUGGACAUUGCUUCUCGUGACUCUGUUGUUCUUCUUGGAGGACCAUUUUGGAAUGUUAGACUUGGAAGAAGGGAUUCUAGAAGUGCCAAUUUCACUGCUGCAAACACUGGUGUUAUUCCACCUCCCACAUCUAACCUCACCAACCUUAUCACAAGGUUUCAAGAUCAAGGACUCUCUGCUAGGGACAUGGUUGCCUUAUCUGGAGCUCACACAUUUGGCAAAGCAAGGUGUACUAGUUUCAGAGAUCGCAUAUACAAUCAAACCAACAUUGACAGAACAUUUGCAUUGGCCAGGCAGAGGAGGUGCCCUAGGACCAAUGGCACAGGUGACAACAAUCUAGCAAAUCUAGACUUCAGAACUCCAAAUCAUUUUGACAACAACUACUUCAAAAACCUUCUCAUUAAAAGGGGACUCCUCAAUUCUGAUCAAGUGCUUUUCAAUGGUGGAUCCACUGAUUCACUGGUCAGAACAUACAGCCAGAAUAACAAGGCCUUUGAUUCUGACUUUGUUAAAGCAAUGAUUAGGAUGGGAGAUAUCAAACCCUUAACUGGGUCACAAGGGGAGAUUAGGAAGAACUGCAGGAGAGUGAAUUAAUUAGAAGUGACACAUAAAUUUGUUUGGUGUACACUUUGUACCCUUCAAAAGGGGGAAGUUGUUUGGUGUGUUGGGUUGUUUAAGUGAUUUCUCAUGACUUGGAAAUUGUGAAUUGUUUGUUUAGUUCAGUUUAAAUUGUACUUGUGUAACCUUAUAAUUGUAUUAUGGAAUAAAUUAUAAGGCAUUUUGCCUUUUGUACCAGGUGGAAUAAUGCACCUUGUUUUA
Glycine soja is the source of this 1257-nucleotide messenger RNA. RefSeq names its product peroxidase 4-like. Gene Ontology annotation, biological process: hydrogen peroxide catabolic process; response to oxidative stress. The transcript is spliced from 4 exons. The coding region runs from base 40 to 1032 and encodes 330 amino acids. Gene Ontology annotation, molecular function: heme binding; peroxidase activity. NCBI's taxonomy places the organism in Eukaryota, Viridiplantae, Streptophyta, Magnoliopsida, Fabales, Fabaceae. The record is from RefSeq and is a predicted model, not a curated record.